GCACACUACUUUACGACAGCCAUUUUUUUACGGUUUUGCUAUAAUGCGUCCCAUGAGCUUGCUACCCCGAAUAAUCAUUUCUGAUUGAUUACAAUACACUGAACUCGCUAUGAUCAAGAUGCUUGGUGUAGUCUACGUAUGGCGAUGCAAUGAAUGUAGCUGAUGUUCAAUUGCUCUUGCCAAGAGAGUACUUCUGGCGAGCGUCGUCUCAUGACUCCAAGAGCCGAGGCGGUGUCUGGCUGAAUUGAGCUCGCAGUCAUGGUGGACUUUCUGGCGGAGAAUAACUUGUGCGGCCAGGCCAUCCUUCGGAUUGUGUCCAGGGGAAAUGCUAUCAUCGCCGAGCUGCUUCGCCUCUCCGAGUUUAUACCGGUGGUCUUCAGGCUCAAGGACAAAAUCGACCAACAGAAAUACGGAGACAUCAUAUGCGACUUCAGCUACUUCAAAGGACCAGAGUACUAUGAGGCGAAACUAGAAGCAAAACCAGAACUUCAAGACCUGGAUGAAGAAUUUAGGGAGAACAACAUUGAAAUUCUGUCACGGUUUUACCUGGCAUUUGAAAGUGUCCAUAAGUAUGUUGUCGACCUGAUAAGAUACCUAGAUGACCUAAAUGAAGGCGUGUAUAUCCAGCAGACCCUGGAGACUGUACUCCUGAAUGAAGAUGGAAAACAGCUCUUGUGCGAGGCCUUGUAUCUGUAUGGGGUGAUGCUUCUGGUCAUCGAUCAGAAGAUUGAGGGAGAAGUCAGAGAGAGGAUGCUGGUGUCGUAUUACAGAUACAGCGCUGCACGCUCCUCGGCAGACUCCAACUUGGACGACAUCUGCAAGUUACUGCGCAGCACGGGCUACUCCAGCCAGCCCGGAGCCAAGCGGCCCGCUAACUACCCCGAGAGCUACUUCCACAGGGUCCCCAUCAUCCCCACCUUCGUCAGCAUGGUGAUCGGACGACUGCGCUCAGAUGACAUCUACAACCAGGUGUCUGCCUACCCACUUCCUGAACACCGCAGCACCGCUCUGGCCAAUCAAGCAGCCAUGCUCUACGUCUGCCUGUACUUCACCCCGAGCAUCCUGAUCACACAGCAGGCCAAGAUGAGAGAGAUUGUCGACAAAUACUUCCCUGACAACUGGGUAAUUAGCAUAUACAUGGGGAUCACUGUUAACCUUAUAGAGGCGUGGGAGCCCUACAAAGCGGCCAAGACUGCCCUCAACUACACUUUGGACACGGCUAACAUCAGAGAACAGGCUAGCCGAUAUGCUGCCAGUAUGGACAGCCUGAGGCCUCACGUGCAGCAGCUGCUAAAAGAGGGUUUUCUCAGAGAGGAGAUUGUCCUAGACAACAUCCCCAAGCUGCUCAACUGCUUGCGUGACUGCAAUGUCGCCAUCCGUUGGCUAAUGCUCCAUACUGCAGAAGCAGUCUAUGAUCCAAAUAACAAAAGGCUUCGUCAGAUAAAAGAGCAAGUCAUCAACGACUCCAAGUACAGCCCCAAGAUUCUCUUCCAGUUGCUGUUGGACACUGCCCAGUUUGAGUUCAUUCUGAAGGAGAUGUUCAAGCAAAUGCUGACUGAGAAGCAGAUGAAGUGGGAGAGCUACAAGCGGGAGGGCUCCGAGAGGAUGACCGAGCUCGCAGAGGUCUUCUCUGGGGUCAAGCCCCUCACCAGGGUGGAGAAGAAUGAGAAUCUCCAGGCUUGGUUCAGAGAGAUCUCCAAACAGAUUGAGUCUCUCAACUAUGAAGACUCCACAGCUGCUGGGAGGAAGACUGUUCAGCUCAUUCAGGCCUUAGUAGAGGUGCAAGAGUUCCAUCAGCUGGAGUCCAACCUUCAGGUGUGCCAGUUCCUGGCUGAUACACGCAAGUUCCUGCACCAGAUGAUCCGCACCAUCAACAUCAAGGAGGAGGUGCUGAUCACCAUGCAGAUCGUGGGGGAUCUGUCAUACGCCUGGCAGCUAAUAGACAGCUUCACAGCGAUAAUGCAGGAGAGCAUCAGAGCGAGUCCAGCGAUGGUGACUAAACUGCGAGCAACUUUCCUCAAGCUGGCCUCUGCCCUGGACCUGCCACUGUUGCGUAUCAACCAGGCCAACAGCCCAGAUCUGCUCAGCGUGUCCCAGUUCUACUCGGGGGAGCUGGUGGCCUACGUCAGGAAGGUCCUGCAGAUCAUUCCAGAAAGCAUGUUCACCUCCCUGGCAAAGAUCAUCAAGCUGCAGAUCCAUGACAUCAUGGAGGUGCCCACGCGUCUGGACAAAGACAAGCUAAAAGACUACGCCCAGCUAGGGGCGCGGUAUGAGGUUGCCAAACUCACCCACGCCAUAUCUGUAUUCACUGAGGGGAUUUUGAUGAUGAAGACAACACUGGUUGGCAUCAUUAAGGUUGAUCCUAAGCAGCUUCUGGAAGAUGGUAUCAGGAAAGAACUUGUGAGGCGUGUGGCUUAUUCUCUCCACAAAGGCCUUAUCUUCAACCCCAAAGCCAAGCCCAGUGAGCUGAUGCCGAAGCUGAAGGAGAUGGCCGCCACCAUGGACGGGUUCUACCGCUCGUUCGAGUACAUCCAGGACUACGUUAGCAUCUACGGGCUCAAGAUCUGGCAGGAGGAGGUGUCCCGGAUCAUCAACUACAACGUGGAGCAGGAGUGCAACAGCUUCCUCAGGACAAAGAUCCAAGACUGGCAGAGUAUGUACCAGUCAACACACAUCCCAAUUCCCAAGUAUCCACCUGUGGAUGAGUCUGCCACCUUCAUUGGACGGCUCUGCAGGGAGAUCCUCCGGAUAACAGAUCCCAAAGUGACCUGUUACAUUGACCAGAUGAACACGUGGUACGACCUGAAAACUCACCAGGAGGUGACCAACAACAGGCUGUUCUCUGAGAUUCAAGACACGCUGGGCACGUUCGGGUUGAACGGCCUCGAUCGACUCCUCUGCUUCAUGAUCGUGAAGGAGCUACAGAACUUCCUAACGGUACUUCAGAAGAGUAUUCUCAGGGACAAGGUGGUGGUUGAUGUGUUCAAAGCAAUGCUGAGUGCCGCUAACCCUGUCAAAGGCAUUGUGGCCAACGCAGGCAAAGUCUAUCCCAACGCGGUGGCUAAGACUCAGAAGAUCUGGCCAGCAUAUUUGGAAUCAAUCAUGAAGGUGGGUCAGAUGCAAAUUCUGCGGCAGCAGAUUGCCAACGAGCUGAACUACUCCUGCAAGUUUGACUCGAAGCAUCUCGCCGCUGCUCUGGAAAACCUCAACAACUCCCUGUUGGCUGACAUUGAGGCUCACUACCAGGACCCCUCUCUGCCUUACCCCAAGGAUGACAACACGCUUCUGUACGAGAUCACCUCUUACCUGGAGACCGCUGGGAUUCACAAUCCUCUCAACAAAAUCUACAUCACAACGAAGCGCUUGCCGUACUUCCCCAUUGUGAACUUCCUCUUCCUCAUCGCUCACCUACCCAAGCUACAGUACCUCAAAAACCAAGGAAUGACGUGCAGGAAGGCAGCAGACCCUGUCGACUGGCCCCCACUGGUGCUCGGGCUGCUGACGCUUCUGAAGCAGUUCCACUCCAGAUACACAGAGCAGUUCCUGGCCCUGAUUGGCCAGUUCAUCCGCUCCAUCAUGGAGCAGUGCACUAGCCAGAAGAUUCCGGACAUGCCUUCAGAUGUAGUAGGUGCGCUGAUGUUUCUGGAAGACUACGUGCGCUACACAAAACUCCCUCGCAAGGUGGCUGAAGCACAUGUUCCAAGCUUCAUUUUUGACGAGUUCCGGACUGUGAUGUGAUUGCUAUGUUGCCAAGCCUUCAUACCAGCAGAAUUUAUGUCAUUUCAUUCAGUCAAGGAUAUAAACCCUCUGUCCUCACAUUUGCCUUUUCAAUGUCUUAAAGCACUAAUGAAAUCAUGUAUUGUUAGAUUUUUU
Molecule: messenger RNA, 3873 nt
Organism: Clupea harengus (Atlantic herring)
Lineage: Eukaryota; Metazoa; Chordata; Actinopteri; Clupeiformes; Clupeidae
Gene: washc5
Product: WASH complex subunit 5
Biological process (GO): actin filament polymerization; regulation of actin nucleation; endosome fission
Cellular component (GO): endosome; WASH complex
Source: RefSeq, a predicted model, not a curated record